Messenger RNA from Spirometra erinaceieuropaei, 276 nucleotides. NCBI's taxonomy places the organism in Eukaryota, Metazoa, Platyhelminthes, Cestoda, Diphyllobothriidea, Diphyllobothriidae. The record is from the annotation of a GenBank genome assembly.
AUGUCGAGCGCAGAAGUUCUGGAACGGACUAGAAUCCUCAGCCUCCACGUCCUGCUGAAGCAACUGCAACUACGCCGAACUGGACAAUCCCUGAGGAUGGAUGACGAGCGUUUACAAAAGCCACCCUUCUACGUGGAUGCCGCCACGGGUGCUAGCCGACAAGACCAAAAGUCUCUCUACAAGAACACCCUGAAGAGUUCAUUGAAGCGGCUUCAGAUCAUUUCAAAGACUUGGAAGACCUCGCACAGUACUGACCGGCCUGGAGAACAGCAGUGA